GCGUUUGUUGAGCUGGGCUCCAUGGAUCAGGCGAAGGACAUGGUGAAGUUCCACGGAAACUAUCCUCCCACUGUGAACGGACAGCAGAUGGAGUUCACAAUCUCACACACCUUCAACUUCCUCCAGAGUUCUCGGGUAGUCAGUUUCACUCCGCCUCCAACAGGAGAGGACGGUCAAUCAGACCUGAUCAGCAUCAUUAAACGCUUUGGCUCACCGCUUUACACCCUGUUCCUGCCCUCCAAGUCAUUUGUAGAGAUGAAAGAAACGAGUGACGCUCAGAAGUUGGUCGAUUAUUAUUCCUCCAACUCUCUGAGGAUCAACGAUGACCUCAUCAAAGUGUCCUUCUCCGGAGAAUACAAGAGCCUCAUGAGGGUUCCAUCAGCCAACAGGUACGAAGAGGAAACCAGGGGGACGAGGAGUUCAAGCAAAGACAAAGAGGAGAAGAAGACCGAGAGAGACAGGAAAAGGAGCAGCAGAGAUCGAGACAAAAGCGGGACCAGAAACAGGUCUAGGUCCAGGGAAAAGUCUGAUAAAGAGAGAAGUGGAGGAACCAGGUCCAAGUCCAAAGAGGAAACAUCCAGAACACGGUCCAGGUCUCGUGAUAGAUCUAGAGGAGACAGGGGAACUAGAACCAGGUCUAAGUCCAAAGAAAAGGACAUCAAUGAGAAGAAGUCUGAGUCCAAAGAAGAAUCCAGCAGAGAGAGGAGUUCCAGGUCUGAGUCUGAUCUCAGAGAGAAUUCAGUCAAAGAAGAAACAGAGGCGUUUGUCACCACAGAGUCCAGCUCUGAUCCAGAUCCUUUCAAAGACUCCAAUCCUGAAACUGCAGAAAAUCCACAAAUGGAAGAGGAAGCACAGUCGUCUGCAGACGAGAGCGACAUCGAGGGGAUGGAGGUGAUUGGAGAGGAUGGAGAGAGUCUACAGGACGAGGAGAUGGAAACUUUGGAUGAUGCUGAUGUAGAGGAGGAGGAGGAAGAGAGAGAUCAUAAGAAGGAUGAAGAGCAGGAGGCGGAGGAAACAGCUGAGAAAGAUGAAUGUCCUGCAGAGAGAACAGACUCACUUGUAGAAGAUCAAGAGAAGAAUGAGGAGAAUCAUGGAGAGGCAGAUGAUCAGGAGGAGGAGGAGAAGAAGGAAGAGAGCGAUCAUCAUGAGCAGCAGGAGGAGAAACAAAUGGAGGAAGAGGAGCAGCAGGAUUGUUUAAAGGAAGAUGAAAUAGAGGAGGAGAAUCUUUUUAAGCAGGCGGAGGAAGCCCAAUCCACGAGAGAAGCUGAGGAGAUGAUGGAGACUCAGCCGGAGGAAGAUGAGUCAGAUUUCCCCGUCGACCUCGACAGCUGCAUCACCCUGGAUGAACUGGAAGAAGACGAGUGUGAUUAUCUAGAUGAAGAAGUCAGACAUGAAUCUGAGUAA
This is a messenger RNA of Labrus bergylta (ballan wrasse), 1404 nucleotides long. Lineage: Eukaryota; Metazoa; Chordata; Actinopteri; Labriformes; Labridae. The record is from RefSeq and is a predicted model, not a curated record.